AUGGACCAGCCCAUCGACGAGGAAGCAGAGCAGAUUGCGCGUCUAGUUGCCGAAUCUCGGGCUGUCAUCAAGUCGCCCGUGUCUAACCUUCCGCAACGCCAUCGGGAUGUUUUCGAGCGGGCAUUGCGCCGAGUACUCUCUACGGACUUGGCGCAAGUCACAUACGCCCAGAUCAUCGAUGGAUUCCCCGUUGUCAAUGUGGCCGAGGACAUGCGUGGAUGGGGCAUCGACCCCGAUCAUCCUGUCUUUCGCGACAACCACGAUAAGCUGUGUCCCGGGGCUUGGGAGAGAUUGACCGAGUUCCGUGACUCGUUCGACAUUGACGUCUUGAGCAUGGACGAGAGACUCUUACAUUCCUAUGCCACCGCAGCUGCUGACUCCCUUGCAUUCGAGACGAGAUUGAUCGAGAUUAUUGCGGUAGCACUCCACCAGUUAGCUGUCAUACUCUACAACUUGGGGGAUCUGGGAGUACAUGACGAGUGGAAGUCUUGGAGGCCCCCGAACCGCUAUGUCGGGUCAGACUAUUGGCCCGACCCGGAACCCUUUGCUACCCUGUUCUUCGUUUAUGAAUUCGAAGAGCACCUACAAUACCCCGAGGGUAUAGCCGACAUGGUAGGGUACUGGGCUGAAAACCGGAUCCUGGGAGGGGUGGUGCUCUUCGACCGAGGGGAGUCAGGCAAUGAGUGUCGUGAGGUUUAUUUCCAUUCAUGCCGCGCCAACGUAACGGUCCGUAUAUACGCUCUCACAAGCGGACAGAAGGAGAGGCUCUGGACCUUCUUGCUGUCGGACGGUUCGGGUGUCGAGACCAAUGUUUUGCUUAUUCUUGGCGACUCCAAGAACAGGGUCCGUAUCGACACAGAGCAUGCCAUUCCAAUGUUCCACGUCUACAGGGACAAGUGGGAACGAAAAGUCAUGACUGAGUGGGAAGCAAGCUUGGCCCGUCGAGACUACAUGGAACCGAUAGAUUACCCAGAGAUUGAGGAUUAUCGAGACGGAGAAGGUAGCUAG
This is a messenger RNA of Chaetomium fimeti, 1008 nucleotides long. RefSeq lists its product as uncharacterized. The transcript is spliced from 3 exons. The record is from RefSeq and is a predicted model, not a curated record. Bases 1 to 1008 code for a protein of 335 amino acids. NCBI's taxonomy places the organism in Eukaryota, Fungi, Ascomycota, Sordariomycetes, Sordariales, Chaetomiaceae.